Molecule: messenger RNA, 570 nt
Organism: Thlaspi arvense
Lineage: Eukaryota; Viridiplantae; Streptophyta; Magnoliopsida; Brassicales; Brassicaceae
Source: the annotation of a GenBank genome assembly
AUGGGUGCACUUGUGGUUACUCUCUACCAUGGUCCAAUGCUUAUGUCUUCACACUCCGAUUGGAUUAUUGGAGGUGGCCUUCUUGCUCUCCAAUACAUCCUCAUCUCCAUCUCUUACCUUGUUAUGGCACACACAAUGAGUCGAUAUCCAUCUACCGUCAUUGUAACGCUCGUCCACAAUGUUUGCGUUCUCAUUGUGUGUGCAUUCGUUAGUCUUUUGGUGGAGAAAGAUGAUUCCAAGGCAUGGGUCAUAAGAUUUGACACAACCUUGAUUAGCCUUGUAGCAACGGGGAUUUUGAAUUCCGGAUACUAUAUUAUACAUUCAUGGGCGGUUAGUCACAAGGGACCUGUGUAUUUGUCGAUGUUCAAACCGUUAUCUAUAUUGAUCGCAGCCGCAUCAACUACCAUUUUCCUCGGCGAGUCGAUCUACCUUGGAAUGUUGUUAGGAGGAAUAUUGAUAUCAAUAGGAUUUUACAUGGUGUUGUGGGGUAAAGCCAAGGAAGAUAAAGUGGACAUAUCAAGAACCAUAGAGUCGUCUCCAUCACAAAAAGCUCCUCUCUUGGGUUAUUAA